UACUAUUUCCUCUGUUUUUAAAUGAUUUAUACACUUUAAUAUUCAAAAAUCGCGAUAACUUUAGUUUAUCUGUGUUUUAGUUGAUUAUUUGAUGAAAUAAAAUAUUUUUAUCAACUUUUAUUUUGUAAAAAACUUUUGAUAUAAUUUUUAAAUAUUUAAAUAUUAUUUUUUAUUUAUAUAUCAAUAUUGAAAUAAAAUAAUGGAAAGAACAUAUUUUAAUUCAUUUAAGUUAACUGUUGAAGGAAUUGGGCAGGUGCAGCGACGCAAUGUUACGGAGCCGCGCAACGGCGGUGUUGUACCACUACCCGUGCCCCGACGGCGCCUUUGCGGCGUUGGCCGCUCAUUUAUACUUCUCCUCCCUGCCUCCCACCACGGCAGCUGCUACUCCGCCGCCUCUCUUCUUCCCCAACACCGUCUACGCUCCCAUCCGGCCCGGAGACCUUCCCAUCUCUCAAAUCGACUGUGUCUACCUAUUGGACUUUGUGGGGCCCCCUGGCUUUCUGCGGCACCUUUCGUCUCUAGUUCGGCGUGUUAUUGUAUUGGAUCAUCACAAAACUGCACUAGAAAUGUUGGGUGCUGAGACAUAUGCUGUUGGGGAGGUGUUUAAAGUGAUCGACAUGGACAGGAGUGGGGCCACUAUUGCUUAUGAUUAUUUCUUGGAAAAGCUCUUAACUGCUACUACCCGGGAUUCCCAUAAUGGGGCCGCCGAUGAUGGUUCAUUAGACCGAGGAAUACGUGAAUUCCGAAGACUGCGGCGACUCUUUGAAUACAUUGAAGACAGAGAUUUGUGGAGAUGGAAACUUCCUGAUAGUAAGGCAUUUAACAAUGGCUUUGAUGAUUUGAAGAUUGAGUUUAAUGCAAGAUCCAACCCAUCCUUGUUUGAUCAGUUGCGCUCUUUGGACCUCGACUCUCUCAUAUCCCAAGGGAAGAUGACCAUCUCUCGGAAGCAAAAAUUGAUAGAUGAUUCGCUUGAGAGGUCAUUCAUCAUAGCACUUGGUGGAGGAACAUAUGGACAUUGUCUGGCUGUUAACGCAGAUGCUUUAUUUGAGUUGAGAAGCGUGCUUGGAAAUCAGCUGGCUAUUAAAAGCCGUGAAAUGAAGCUCAGGGGAAUCGGAGCGGUCAUAUACAAGGUUCAUGAUCUUAAAAAUGAUGAAGUUGUGAAAAUCAGCCUAAGGAGUGUUGACUCAGAGGAUACAACUCCCAUCUCUCAGAAAUACGGUGGUGGCGGUCAUCAGAAUGCGAGUUCGUUCAUGCUAAACUAUGCGGAUUUUGAGAAGUGGAAGGUUUUGGAUAGCACUUGAGAUGAUGUAGGUGUAGGCGAGAACGUCUGGCUCCUAUCCUAGCUGCCGGGAUGCUCAUCGUGCUUUAGCACCUGCACCUCUGUCUGGACUCUCGAGAAAAGAUAGUUUAUGAUUGAUUAUUUCUACAUUGCCAAAACAAAACUACUAUUGACUAUUCCAGCGAUUAGUACUUUAGAUGGUUAGAAUGAUUCAUGAGUUGUCAUCUGGUCUAAGUGCCAGCCGUUAUUGUAGAAGAGUAGAAUAUUCAUAGAUAAAUUAUUAUUUUUCCGGGUGAUGUGAGAAGUGA
Messenger RNA from Cuscuta campestris, 1587 nucleotides. Lineage: Eukaryota; Viridiplantae; Streptophyta; Magnoliopsida; Solanales; Convolvulaceae. The record is from the annotation of a GenBank genome assembly.